This is a messenger RNA of Dibothriocephalus latus, 423 nucleotides long. NCBI's taxonomy places the organism in Eukaryota, Metazoa, Platyhelminthes, Cestoda, Diphyllobothriidea, Diphyllobothriidae. The record is from the annotation of a GenBank genome assembly.
AUGCAAGUAACAAAGGAUAUCUCCCCAGACGAUCACCUUCAGUCUCUUGACGUCCGGGUUCCCAGUGAGCAGGGUGUUAUGACGUGUUCUCUUCGUGAUGGAGAAAACCAAAGCCAUAAAGCUAUCAAUGAUGUCACAUCUCAAUUCGAGAGCCAUAAAUACUUGAAUGAUGGUGAGAUCUUCUGGGAUAUUUCCUUUGAGAAGCCCUCAGCAGCGCCGGACAAAAGGACUACAACCGAAUUUCUCACAUUCAGUCAACGUCGCGGCCUGCCUGCCUGUUGCUGCUGCCUCGACUUUCACUACCUUCUCAUUCUCACCGGAGUGUUCUUCGUCUUCUUGGGCCUGGCUCUGAGUUUCUCUGCCGAGCGGAAUGUCACAAACAACUGGUUACUAAAAAGGCACGUUUCCAAAGGCAUACUGUGA